Messenger RNA from Cuscuta epithymum, 1797 nucleotides. The record is from the annotation of a GenBank genome assembly. Lineage: Eukaryota; Viridiplantae; Streptophyta; Magnoliopsida; Solanales; Convolvulaceae.
CAUCAAAAUAAUCCCUAAAUAAGUAAAUACUCCGUAAUCUUUUAGAAGGGGAUUAUGGUGUCUUGUUCUGAACGAAGUUCUGAGUCUGGGGGUGGUCCGCUAAGAUAUUGUAGUGUUUAUAUGGCUUUCAUCCUCAAUUUUUGUAAAUGGUAAUCAACUAUUCAUUACUUUGUAAAAGCGCUGCGUGUAUUGCUUAUUGUAUUUGUAGGUCGCCAUAUGGAUCUUUUAUCUAAAGCAUACUCUAGUUCAUUCGACGAAGACGAUGAUGUCCAUGUCCAAGCUGAACGCAACACACUCAGAUGGAAUCCUCAGAAACGGGCCAGAUUAGAACCAUCUAAUCGAGGGUUUAAAUCCGUGCCGGUGGUUCACCCGAAUGACGCCUCAAACCCCCCAUCGGAGAGCCCUCUACCGGGCAGGUACAUCUCCAAGCGAGAGAGAAGCGCAUCGGUUUCUGCUUCGAGGGAUUCCAGCCCCAACCAGCCUCCCUCUCACACUUCACCAGCGAUGGGACCUAUUUCUGCUGUAGAUCUUCCUCAAAAUAUUUUAUCUGCAUUGAAGCAUCAAUCUAACAUAAAUAAGCGCUUUAUCCAAAUGCCUGAGAGACUUACAGUAGCUCUUGAUGGGCACUCAAGAUCAGUUAAUACUGUGCAUUGGUCAAGAAGUCAUUUGUUUAGCCUUCAGCUCACCUUCUUGCAUCUGCUGGCAUGGAUCAAACUGUUUGCAUAUGGAGUGUUUGGAGUAAAGGUAAUAAGAAAGUGCGCGUAUUCACUCAUCACACUGCUGCUGUAAAAGAUGUGAAGUGGUCACAUAAUGGGCUCUCUGUGCUCUCAUGUGGAUAUGACUGCUCUUCGAGGCUAACUGAUGUUGAAAAAGGAGUUGAAACUCAGAUAUUCAAGGAGGACCAAGUUGUAGGAGUGGUGAAAUUUCAUCCUUACAAUUUCAACCUAUUCAUGUCUGGUGGGUCUAGAGGUGGCCUUAAGCUGUGGGAUGUUAGAACCGGAAAGGUUGUCCAUCAAUAUAAGAAGAAUCUUGGUCCAAUACUUGAUGUAGAAUUCACAGUUGAUGGCAAGCAGUUGAUCUCUUCGAGUGAUGUUUCUGGAAGCAAUAUCAGUGAAAACUCAAUAAUCAUUUGGGAUAUUUCUAGGGAAAUUCCCUUAUCCAACCAGGUCUACAGUGAAGCCUAUACCUGUCCCUCUAUACGAUGCCACCCUUCUGAUGCCUACUUUAUUGCACAAUCAAAUGGAAACUACAUAGCAAUCUUCUCUACAUCCCCUCCCUUCAGACUGGAUAAAUAUAAAAGGUAUGAAAGCCAUAGUGUGACCGGAUUCCCCAUCAAAUGCAAUUUCAACUUGGAUGGGACUAUCAUUGUAAGUGGUUCCUCAGAUGGAUAUAUCUACUUUUACAAUUCCAAAUCAGGUCACCUGAACAAAAAAAUCAAGGCAUAUGAUGAAGCUUGCAUAGAUGCCGUCUUCCAUCCUGUUAUGCCAAACGUUGUUGCUUCUUGCAGCUGGAACGGAGAAGUUUCUGUUUUUGAGUGAGAUGGUAAAUUUGUUAUUAGAUUUUGUCAUUUUGGUAUAAAAGCUGAACUCUCCAGAAAGGCAAGUAUUGGUCGUGUAAAUUUAUGUGAUAAAUGCCUGUGCUUGAGAUGGAGAUAGAUCCUUACAGCAGUUGCUGGAGCAUGUAAUCUGGACAACCAAAAGCUAUGGAUGUCAAAUUGGUUAUACUUGUUAUAUAACAUUUGGAACUUGAUUUGGGAAAGCAAUGUGAAAAACUAAAGAAUAAACUGGCAAAUCAUAU